This is a messenger RNA of Cordyceps militaris CM01, 1788 nucleotides long. Its product is annotated as ubiquinone biosynthesis protein. Bases 1 to 1788 code for a protein of 595 amino acids. Gene Ontology annotation, biological process: lipid homeostasis; mitochondrion organization. The transcript has 3 exons. Lineage: Eukaryota; Fungi; Ascomycota; Sordariomycetes; Hypocreales; Cordycipitaceae. Gene Ontology annotation, cellular component: mitochondrial inner membrane. The record is from RefSeq and is a predicted model, not a curated record.
AUGAGUACCUCUUCGCUCUCCGUCUUUGCCAGGCGGCUUGGUUCCCGGCCAUGGACCUGCACGACCUGCAAGAGCCAGCUCCCUCAGCCGAUGGUGGCACGAUUCGGUGGCGCCACCAGACGCUUCGCCUCGACGACGGGCAAAAACGGCUCGUCGCACCAGCAGCCGCGCCGGCCGCGCCGAGCGCUCUUGUUCGCGUCGACGAGUGCGGCUGUGGGUGGCGUCACGGCUCUCGCCUUCAUCGACGACAUCAAAGGCGUGUACGAGGCUGCGGAGCGCAGCGGUCGCGUCGUCGCCGGGCUGGCCAUUUGCAUCAACGAUUACCGCACGACGCUCAACCAAAGAGCGCUGAUUGAAAACGACGACGAAAAGGGCGCCCUUCUCAAGGCGUGCCACAAACGAUGCGCCGAGCGCACUUUGAAGGUGCUCGAGAAGAAUGGUGGCAUCUUUAUCAAGCUCGGCCAGCACCUCAGCGCCAUGAACUACCUCUUACCCUCCGAGUGGACGACGACGUUUAUCCCGCUCCAGGACAAGUGCCCCGUCUCCUCGUUCGAGUCGAUUGAAGCCAUGUACAAAAAGGACACGGGUGAGGACCUGAUGGACUACUUCUCCUCCUUUUCGCGCGAGCCCAUCGGCGCCGCCUCGCUCGCGCAGGUGCACCUGGCCACGAUUCGCGCCUCUGGGCAGCAGGUGGCCGUCAAGGUGCAGCACCCGGAGCUGCAGGCGUGGGCGCCGCUGGACCUGGCGCUGACGCGGUACACCUUUUCGACGCUCAAGCGCUUCUUCCCCGAGUACGACCUCGAGUGGCUGUCGUCGGAGAUGGAGGUGUCGCUGCCCAAGGAGCUGGACUUUCAAGAAGAGGCCGUCAACGCCCGCUCCAUGCGCGACCACUUUGCCGCCAUCCCGCAGCUCCCGCUCAUCAUCCCCGACGUCGUCUGGGCCCGCCGCCGCAUUAUCGUCAUGGCCUGCGAGGCCGGCCACCGCCCGGACGACCUCGCGUACCUCGACGCCAACGGCAUCGACCGCGACGAGGUCGCGGCCACGCUUGCGCGCAUCUUCAACGAGAUGAUAUUUGGCGACGGCGCCCCGCUGCACUGCGACCCACACGGCGGCAACCUCGCCAUUCGCAAAAACGACUCGUUUCGCGGCUUCGGCAGCAGGCCCAACUUUGACAUCAUCCUCUACGACCACGGCCUGUACCGCGAGAUCCCGCUGUCUCUGCGCCGCUCGUACGCCAAGAUGUGGUUGGCCGUCAUGGAUGGCGACAUGGACCGCAUGCGGCACUACGCGCACGAGGUCGCCGGCAUCACCGACAAGGACUUCCCUCUCUUCGCGUCCGCCAUCACCGGCCGCGACUACAGUGUCAUCUCGACACAAGGGUCCAUUCUGCGCGCGCGCAGCGGGGACGAGGAAGCGGCCAUGUCCACCUCCCUGCAGGAGGGCCUCAUCGUCGACCUCGUGCAGCUGCUGAGCCGCGUGCCGCGCAUCAUCCUCCUCAUCCUCAAGACCAACGACCUCACCCGCAGCCUCGACGAGAACCUGCACACGCGCCAGGGGCCGAUCCGCAGCUUCCUGAUCCUCGCCCGCUACUGCACGCGCACCGUGUUCUACGAGCAGCUGGACAAGAUCCGCGAGCGCGGCGGCUCGUUCCUCUGGCCGGCCAACGCGGUCCGCGUCGUCGCGGCGUGGGCGUCGCUCAUGCGCGUCGAGAUUAGGCUCGAGGUAUUCGAGCUCUGGCUGAGCAUCAAGCGCAUGCUGGGGCUGAAGAGGAGCGUGGACGGGCUGUGA